AUGUACCUGAUCACUGUGUGUGGAAACCUGCUCAUCAUCCUGGCCACCAUCUCAGACUCCCACCUGCACACCCCCAUGUACUUCUUCCUCUCCAACCUGUCCUUUGUAGAGAUCUGUUUCACCUCCACCACCGUCCCAAAGAUGCUGGUGAACAUCCAGACACAGAGCAAGGUCAUCACCUAUGUAGGCUGCAUCACCCAGCUGUUCUUUUCCAUACUCUUUGCAGGGGUAGAUGACUUCCUCCUGUCUGUGAUGGCCUAUGACCGGUAUGUGGCCAUCUGUCACCCCCUGCACUACACGGUCAUCAUGAAUCCCUGGCUCUGCGUGUUGUUGGUUCUGGCAUCCUGGCUCUCCAUUGUCUCUUUAUUUUAUUGUACAGGCCUAGGAGUGUACCUUAGUCCUGAUGCUACCCAGAGCUCACACUCAAGUGCAGCAGCCUCGGUGAUGUACACUGUGGUCACCCCCAUGCUGAACCCCUUCAUCUACAGUCUGAGGAAUAAAGACAUAAAGAGGGCCCUGAAAAUAGUCUUUGGAGGGAAAUUGUGGAAAUUGUGA
Messenger RNA from Tupaia belangeri chinensis (Chinese tree shrew), 555 nucleotides. Its product is annotated as olfactory receptor 7A10. The transcript has 2 exons. NCBI's taxonomy places the organism in Eukaryota, Metazoa, Chordata, Mammalia, Scandentia, Tupaiidae. The record is from RefSeq and is a predicted model, not a curated record. The coding region runs from base 1 to 555 and encodes 184 amino acids. Gene Ontology annotation, biological process: G protein-coupled receptor signaling pathway. Gene Ontology annotation, cellular component: membrane. Gene Ontology annotation, molecular function: olfactory receptor activity; G protein-coupled receptor activity.